Closterium sp. Naga37s-1 is the source of this 2070-nucleotide messenger RNA. The record is from the annotation of a GenBank genome assembly. NCBI's taxonomy places the organism in Eukaryota, Viridiplantae, Streptophyta, Zygnematophyceae, Desmidiales, Closteriaceae.
AUGGGCGGACCGGGUCCCGGGCCUGGACCGGGGAUGGGGCCACCGGGACCGGGGGGCGCGGGGAUGGGCGGACCAGGACCCGGGGGACCGGGGAUGGGGCAUGGUCCCGGACGCGGUAUCCCCGGCCCAGGCGGACCGGGGGGACCGGGGGGACCGGGGGGACCGGGGGGGCGAGGGGGGCCGGGGCAUGGGGGCCCCGGGCAGGGGUUUGGGCGCGGAGGGGGGUUUGAAGGAGGGUUUCAUCCUGGCGCAGGGUUUGGGGGGCGCGGGGAGUAUGGGGGAAGGGGGGAGUAUGGCGGAAGGGGGGAGUAUGGUGGCGGACGGGGCGGAGAUUUCGGUGGGAGAGGCGGGUUCUUUGAUGGUAAGUACGCUGAUACUUCUCCCAAUUCACCUCUGCCUCCUCCCCGUUCCCCCGAACCCUUGCUUCCGUCCCUUCCUCCCUGCAGCGCGCAGAAUGCAGCGACGCACAGUGGACUGCAGUGCCACGCCACAGUGGCGCUCUACCUGCCUGCACGCCCUUAUGCUUGCAAUGCCUUUAUCCUCCCCCCUGCCGCUCUGUGCAGCGCGCAGGAUGCAGCGCAGAGGCAUGCAGCGGCGCACGGUGGACUACAGCGCCACGGUGGCGCUCUACCUGCACGCCCAUGCCACCAAACCGUGGCAAGCUGUCCCCCCUCAAACCUUCCCAACCGCUCUCAACAACCCUCAACCACCCUCAACCCACCACCAGCGCGCAGGAUGCAGAGGCGGGGCAUGCAGCGGCGAACAGUGGACUACAGCGCCACGGUGGCGCUCUACCUGCACGAGCGCGCGCGCCAGUGGGACGCGCGCGACGCCUCUGACCUCCUGCCCGCCUCCUCCGCUUCCCUCAAGCUGCUGCCGUGCAUGGCAUACGAGGACCACCCAGCAGCCAGCAUCGCGUCUCGCUUUGUGCACGCCUCCACCAACAAGAUCCGCUGCCCCAUCAACCAAGUCGUGUGGACGCCCACGGGGCGGCGGCUGCUGACAGGGUCACAGAGCGGCGAGUUCACGCUGUGGAACGGGCUGUCCUUCAACUUCGAAAUGCUCAUGCAGGCCCACCAGGUGGCCGUGAGGAGCAUGGUGUGGAGUCACAACGGCAACUGGCUGGUUUCAGGGGACGACUCAGGAUGCAUCAAGUACUUCCAGACGAAUCUGCGCAUGAUGAAGGAGAAUGCCACGGCCCACAAGGAGUCCGUGCAGGGCGUCAGCUUUUCAAGCUCCGAUCUCAAGUUCUGCUCAUGCUCUGACGACACGGCGGUCAAGGUGUGGGACUUUGCGCGCUGCCAGGACGAGGUCACCCUCGCAGGCCACCGCUGGAAUGUGCUGUGUGUGGACUGGCACCCCUUGAACUCCCUCAUCGUCUCAGGCGGCAAGGACACGCACUCGAAGCUCUGGGAUGCGCGCACGGGACGCGAGGUGUGCACCCUGUACGGGCACAAGCGCACGGUGCGGUCAGUGGCAUGGAACCAGAACGGCAACUGGCUUGCAUCAUCCUCCGAUGACCAGCUCGUGAAGCUGUACGACAUCCGCACGCUCAAGGAAAUGGAGACGUUCAAGGGGCAUACGAAGGAAGUCUCAUCCAUAGCAUGGCAUCCCGUGCACGAGGACCUGCUCGCCAGUGGCGGCUCCGAUGGCAGCAUCCUCUUCUGGCUCGUGGGUUCGAACACAAGCGGGCCGGCAGCAGAGGUGACAAACGCACACGAGAAUGCAGUGCUGUCGCUGGCAUGGCACCCGCUGGGGCACACGCUGUGCAGCGGCAGUCGUGACCAGAGCACCAAAUUCUGGAGCCGCAACCGGCCUGGCGAUGCUGUGAAGGACCCCAUGGGAUCAGUCAACACUGCUUCCCCUGCUGCUGCUGCCGCCGCCACUCCCGGUUAUGCUGGACCCCCUCCUGCUAAGGAGCCAGCCCCCUCAGCACCACGGCCUGCCUCUGCCCCUCCCUCUUUGGUCAUGGGCAAUAUGGAGGCCAGGGGAUGGGCCAUGGACCCCCUCCACCACAACCACCGCCUCCCUACCAGCAACGAUAUCCUUGAGAAUGUUAUAAUCAAUUAA